This is a messenger RNA of Arabis nemorensis, 339 nucleotides long. Lineage: Eukaryota; Viridiplantae; Streptophyta; Magnoliopsida; Brassicales; Brassicaceae. The record is from the annotation of a GenBank genome assembly.
AUGGCUGCCUUAAGGUAUGAGCUUCCUUCUCAAGGUCUUCUACAUAAACGGCCUCUAAUAGUAAGAGGGGAAGAUAUGGAAUUCAGCAAGUUUGGUUCAGAUGUAGCCUAUGAUCUGAUAUACGCAAGUGCAGUCUUCCUCCAUAUGCGUGCUGAACUUGUUUGGACUGGACUCGAAAGGCUAGUAGCUAAGUUGAAGCCUUACAAGGGGAGAAUCUUUGUGUCACAUAACAUAAAGUUUUGUACGCGUUUAGGAGACAAAUGCAUAGAGAGAUUAGCAGGCUUAGGACUCGAAUCCCUUGGGAGACAAACACAUGAUAGUUUGCUGUUUAAUCACUAG